AGAGACGACGGUGCUGCCCUCUGAACUACUAAAGGUCACUUGUUCUGGACAUCUCUAUUGGUGAUGUACAUUCCCUUUGAUAGUGCUGCGCUCUAUUGAAUUUUCAUGCAAAUAUUUUCCGGGACAUUUAGUCUUAUACACCUUACCACUCCUUAUUCUGCUGAAUAACGGACGUCAUAAAUGUAAUGUACCGUAAUGUUCCUUUGGCAAAUGAGAUUGUCAGUCACAAACAUAUGUGAGGAAAAUUGCAUAUUGAAAAUAAGAAAGAAAAUCCUGUUCCAUGAACCAUUGUAGAAUGCCUGUCAUAGAAUGUUACAAAAUAUUGGUGAAGGUUUUGCAGUAUAUUUUAUCAGUUCACAGAAGUGUAAAAGAUGUUCGUGAAAAUCACACUUGUCCUGAAAUCGGAGUGUUAUUUGUAACUGACAAGAAUGGACAUAAAGGUUCAGAAGUGACAGUUUUCUACAGAGGACAAUAUGACCAACUUCUUGAUGUUCGCUGUCUCAUUAAAGUGUUGAGAAAUGAUGUUAAUAUCAUUAACAAGUUGCAAUUAAAUGCAAAGGGUCCUUGUUUGUUGGCUUGUCAAGUUUUUGGCAACACAUGCAAGUUUUAUAGUUUUCAAUAUUGUUCUGAUGUGGGUUGGAAAUUCAGAACUGUGGAAGAAGAGUUAAAACAUGAAAAUAAAGAACCAAAUCCAUCAGUUUCAAUUUCUAUAUGUGUGAAUUUUCCUAUGAGUUUAUGUAAGAAUCUUCACAAUUAUCUUGUUUCUUUUUUGAAGAAAAGUCAAUUGAUGAUGCCAUAUUUGACAGUUGUUUCUAGAAUUAAUGAUUUAUUCUAUGAGAGAUCAGGAAUCCAGGGACUUCCUCAUGAAAGGAAUUGGAUUCAUAAUAUUACCAUGUAUUGUAGAACAUAUGGCAGUAUUGGUUUUCACUGUGCACCUGUUGUGCAGUGUAAGCAAGUGAACCUACAGCAGAGUACCUCUCAAUGCUCCAGUUUUUCUAUCAUAUACGGUGCUUCUUUAGGUGGAGACAUUGGAAGAAACCAUCACCUACAUGUGUUUUUUUUCUCGGAAGAAGGAGUGCCUCUUUUAGUUGACAAUGCUGAAUGGCACAGAGCUGUCUCACUUCCAGCUGCCUUGAAUGAUCAACUGGUCCUGCGUCCAGGGCCUUGUGCCCCAGAGCUGAGUGAUGUAUGUUACUGCGUGGACGAAGGGAGGCCCGAGGUUGAUUACUUUCUAUUGUUCAUGAUCAGAGAUGAGCAGCAUUUAGGACUCCUCCUUGCACAACACAGCUCUCAGUUGGCCUCCACCCUCACGGAGGCCCUUCAUCUGACAACAUCUGUAGUUACUAGCUAUGAAAGAGGUAAGGCAUGGAGCCACAUGAUUGCCUCAUCUCUGGGAGCAUUAAUACGUUUCAGCCAGAAUAACAAAUUGAGAAAUGAGUGCUUUUCUCUCAUGAAGGCAGCAGAUAGUAUGGAAUUAGAAGCAAAAUUAGAGCAAGAACUCAUUCACCACUUGUACUAACUUGUACAAUAGAAAGAAUAAUCUAACCAGUUCAUAAUUUCAUUUUCUUUUCAAUAUGAUUUCUAUCCACACCUACAUGUAUGUUGUGACUAUAGGAAUUUGUAUGAGUGUCAGUAUUUUGUAAUACAAAUAAUAAUAAUAAUAAUAAUAAUAAUAAUAAUAAUAAUAAUAAUAAUAAUAAUUAUUAUUAUUAUUAUUAUUAUUAUUAUUAUUAUUAUUAUUAUUAUUAUUAUUAUUAUAAACUAUGAGAGUGAAAUGAAAUGAUUAAAUAUGAAAAAUUAUUAUUCAUCUGUUCUAAAUUCCCUAAUUAAUUACUUGAAAGUUUUGUAAGGAAUGAACUUAAGAAAAUUAGGGCAUUUCAAUUUUAAAUUUUAUUUUUUUUCUCUGUAUUAAACAUCACUUACAUUUUUGCAAUUCAGUAUAAUCACGAAGUCCAACAUUAUUCAUUUGACACAUUGAUUGGUAACUGGAAGAAAAUAGUUUCAUAUAGCUGUAUUUGUCUAAAUUAAAAUAUAAUUAAGAUCUACUUCGAAGAUGAACACUAUCUAAUAAUGAAACAUCUUUUUGAAAUGGAAUUGUUAAUGAAAUGUAAUGUUAAUUAAUUACAAGUAGAUUUUAGUAAAAGUGUUCUGUUAAAGCUUGUUAGUCAUGUAAUAUGAAUUAAUAUUAAACCACAAUGAUCAUUUUCACAAUUUAUUUCAUAUAUUCUUUAUGACUCAAUAUUUAAAAUUUGUUUAACUGUUUUUAUCCUGCCAUAAUAUUUGUUGUGAAAUUGAAUUAAAAUUGUCAGUGAACAACUUCAGAGAGCAUAUGAGAGUUUUGGGAUCUUGGAACUGGAAUUGCUUCUCUCAUGGAACAACAAAAAUAUCAAUUUUGAUGUACAACAGGGAAUAUAUGAAAUUGUUAAUAAAUUAGACCG
Gryllus bimaculatus (two-spotted cricket) is the source of this 2438-nucleotide messenger RNA. NCBI's taxonomy places the organism in Eukaryota, Metazoa, Arthropoda, Insecta, Orthoptera, Gryllidae. The record is from the annotation of a GenBank genome assembly.